GCAUCGUCUAUACAGCGACGAUGAUACGGCCGAAACGCAACGCUAUUUCAAAUAUUGAAAUACUACAUAAAGUUGAUACACGUACCUACGGCUACUGUAUUCGCAAAUAUAAGGGUAAGCUAAAUAUUUAUGUCUGUAACUAUAAAAUGCACCUCAUGUCCACGUAUGUAUUCGAUCAUCAGUCAAUAUUUAUAAUCUACAUACUAAAUUCACACUGCAUUUUCUGAAUACACAAUGACUACAAGUU
Molecule: messenger RNA, 247 nt
Organism: Spodoptera exigua (beet armyworm)
Lineage: Eukaryota; Metazoa; Arthropoda; Insecta; Lepidoptera; Noctuidae
Source: the annotation of a GenBank genome assembly